This is a messenger RNA of Sander lucioperca (pikeperch), 3037 nucleotides long. It is a transcript of the gene fxyd5, whose product is annotated as FXYD domain containing ion transport regulator 5. Gene Ontology annotation, biological process: regulation of sodium ion transmembrane transporter activity. Bases 363 to 1025 code for a protein of 220 amino acids. Lineage: Eukaryota; Metazoa; Chordata; Actinopteri; Perciformes; Percidae. The transcript has 9 exons. Gene Ontology annotation, molecular function: sodium channel regulator activity. The record is from RefSeq and is a predicted model, not a curated record. Gene Ontology annotation, cellular component: membrane.
GAUUGUAUAAACAUGGAGAAAGACAGGAUGACAGACAGACAAACACACAGGUACAAUUAAAGACAGUACACUGCACGGAAAACAGAAAUUAAAAUAGGAAGACAAGCUGUCGUGCUGAGAGACGGCUGAACUGCAGACAGAGAUCACAGCAGAGUGAGGGAGAGUGAAAGUCUGGAAGCCAAAGAACAAGAAGGAGGAGGCCAUGUCAAGAGAAAGAGUGGGUGAGCGAGAGACUGAAAGACUGAAACACAGUUGAGGCAAUUGGAUGAGGAAGUAGUGAUGGUGAGUACAUGGGUGUGGUUGCUUAGCAGUUAGCCCAUCAGCCUUUCAGAAGUGACAUACAGAGGAAAGCACUGUGGAUAAUGAGGCCGUGGAUGAAUCUCUGGACUCAGGCACCUCACAGAAUGGAUACUAAGAUGUAUUUGACUUCCUUGACUUUCUUCCUGCUUGUCAUGUUAAAAGUGUCAAGGGCUCAGGCUCCCACAACGGUGGAUCAAAUGCAGUCUGUGAGCAACAUGGCAAACUCAACAAUGCCCGCUGCUCCGACUCCCACUGGAAGAAGAGUGGGAAGCAGAGUCACCAGAGCUGCUGACUCCUCCCCGGAAAGUCUCCCUGCUGAACAAACCACAAGCAAACACAUUAGCACCAGCAACCCAGUCUAUGUCAACACCACCACAUCAGAAAUUAAGAAUUCAACAGCUCUCAAUAAGGGAACAACAAAACCGCAAACAGAGCGCACCCCCCCUCCAGGAUCUACACUGACAUCCUCCCCAUCCAAAACUACGAGAACCACCACAGUUGCCUGGGAUAAAUCUUGGGACAGACAUUUCACCUAUGAUUAUGAGUCACUGCGCUAUGUUGGACUGUCCAUUGCAGCAGUACUUUUCAUUGUGGGCAUCAUGGUUGUUGGCUGUAAGUAUGACUCCGAAAGCCACUUUUGUUACCCCCUGCAAUUAUUGUCAACUGCCCUUCUCACUCUUAAUCUUGUCUCUAACUGUAGGUGGCAGGGUCUGUCGACUGCCUAGCUGUCGCAAGAAGUCAUCUAAAACUUAUCGAGUGGUCCAAGGAUAAGGAGAGAGAGAGCAUGUAUACACUUAUACAUGUACAGAGCUGCAAGAAACCAACCAGGAGUUCAUCAAUGGAAAAACACUCAACCACAACCUGAGAGCAUGUGUGUGAAUCUGGACUGACUGUAUGCUGCUUGGUAACAGUGUCAUAUACUGUAGAAAAACACUGAAUAAACAUAGAAAACAUGAAUCAUUCUGACGAGUGGAAAAAAAUCUAGAACCAUCACACGCUUCAUCUUUGUCAAAUGUCAUUUGUAUACUUGGCAAAACAGCACUUAAAAAGUAAAGGGAUUAUUUAGUUUGGCAAAUAAUGAAGAGAUGAUUCAUAUUUUAAGAACACCUCCGGCCAUGAAGCAGGCUUGUUUCUAAUGACCUUUGUAUCUUAUAACUGAUAACACAGCCGUAGGUAGUGCCUCACAGCCAUUAUUAAAGGUUAUGAAGAAUAACCCAAUAACAUCCCAUAUUUGACAAUCUUGCAACAGUUAUUUUCCAUCUGGAUCUAAAACUGAAGCUGGCUCACUUUCUCUUCCUGAUAGAUACUGCACGCUCUUUACACUUUUAAUCUCAACAAAAAUGUGAUGUUUAGUAAGGGGUGUCUAAGCCUCUUAGUGGCUCUGUGCUUGUAAAUGAGUAAAGCCCCUAGAUUAAACAAGAUCCACUGGCAUUAUCUUUGCAUCCAUAUGGCAUCAAAAUGAUGCAGACAACAAACUGGGAGAAGAAGAACAGAUUUAAUGUCAAAAUCAACAAAGUUCAGCAUACCUACAUAACAUACAGUAGUAUUCACUGUUCCAAUUGCUAUCAGAACAAAAUCAAGGACAGAGCAGAUGUGCAAACAGAAUCAUGAUAUGACUGCAAUUGUUUUCUUGUGAGAUAAAUUGUGUAUUACAUACUGAUAUAUGAUGAAAAAUCAAUGUGAAUGCCCUUGACACAAACAAUAAGCCUACAUACAGUAUGGGUUCAUUUGGAUACACAAGUGCAUACGAUGCAACAUUAAGUCCAAAUUUAAACUUUUUUUUGCUGCAAUAUGACACUAAAAUACAAAUAUUUUACAUAAAAGAGUUUUUGGCAAAUAAUUGACUCCCACCUGCCACAACAUAGUUUUUUCACACAAUUUAUAAAUGAACAGUGGAGAGAAGACAUCACCCCUUAACACAUAAAAAGACCAUUUAGUCAUUUCCAUCAAGAGAUUUAAAGCAAAUAUAUAGGUCAGUAUAUCUGUAAAUACAUACAAUAUAUUAUGUAUUAAAAGCUAGAAUAAUUGUGUAAGGUUGGACAACGCCUUUAGUAUAGUGGCGCUGAAAGCUCUACACACUGCAACUUUAGAAAACACAUGCAACUAGACAAGAUGCAUGCAAAUGUAGAAAACAUCUUGCAUAUGCAUUCAGAAAAAGAACUUGCUGCAGAACAACCAAAUACAGAAACAUGCUGCAAAAACUAUAUAAAUACUAAAUACAGGAAUGCUGCAAGUCGUACAGAACUUGCAUGUAUUUGCAGCACAUUUCUGUAUUUAGUUCGCUUGUGUGCAUUUGCAGUGUGUUUUAUUUUAAAUGCAGCUCAUGUGUUGUCACAAUGAUGAAGAUGUUUUAUUCAUUUGCUUGCGUUUAGUCUCUUUAGUGUGUUUCAGUACAUUGAGCUCUCAGGGACACAGUUCUCUAGCCUGCACAGAAAAAAAGAAUUGCCAAGUUUAAAACAAGGAAAAAAAAGUGUAACAUAUUUCCACAUACUUCCCAUUGAAUAAGAAACAAAAGCUCAACUUUUAUAUUUACAUUACAUUAGUAAUGUUACAGCAGAGAGGCUUUACAGGAGGGAAUCAAUGAGUAGAAUUUGGUCACAUGCAAGGAGCAGGCUGGACCAAAUACUGCAUUUGAGACUACAAAGACAUAACAAACUGAAAUGUUUUGUACUAGAAUUUUUGUCCAAUUGUCCUCCCUUUGAAAUGUUGACAGAUAUUGAAGGUGUUUUGGGCAAUG